Messenger RNA from Rubroshorea leprosula, 2637 nucleotides. Lineage: Eukaryota; Viridiplantae; Streptophyta; Magnoliopsida; Malvales; Dipterocarpaceae. The record is from the annotation of a GenBank genome assembly.
CCAAGAAAAAAAAAAAUACUAGACGUACACUCUUGCCGUCUUACUCUAAACACUAACCAGAUUUAAAUCCCAAAAUCGAGAAAGAAAAACUCAGAAAAGCGAAAAAAAAGCUUCCACAUUUCAGCUCUCUCUAAUCUCCUAAUACUAAUAGCCUCCAUAUCUACUGAUUUGAAACCCUAACGUUUGGGUCCAAGCCACUUCGGAUUUGGAUGUGAUAUCUUUCGCUUUCUACCUCUACCACCAACAUUUCUCUGUCGCUGCUUUUGUAUGUUACUGAUUUGAGAGACAAGUUGUUGGAUCGGAAAUGGCGGAUGUUUCCGGUGAUGCGGCUGAUGGGGGAUGUUCGCCGGCGGUCACGGCGCUGCAGCCGGCCUUGACAGUGUCCGCCUCAUUCAAGGAGAGUGGAGGAGGGAAGGGCUCGUCUCGGCGACGAUCCGUCAGGCCCAGCUUCGACGCUGAUAAUGAGUUCAUUACAUUGCUGCACGGCUCGGAUCCGGUCAAGGUGGAGCUCAAUCGCUUGGAGAAUGAAGUUAGAGAUAAAGACCGAGAGUUAGGGGAAGCGCAAGCUGAGAUCAAGGCCUUGAAGUUGUCUGAAAGACUUAGAGAGAAGGCUGUUGAAGAGCUUACUGAAGAGCUUUCUAAGGUGGAGGGGAAGCUCAAGUUAACAGAAUCUCUUCUUGAAACUAAGAAUCUUGAGAUCAAGAAACUCAAUGAUGAGAAGAAGGCCUCCAUGGCAGCUCAGUUUGCAGCUGAAGCCACUCUUCGAAGGGUUCAUGCUGCUCAAAAGGAUGAUGACAUGCCACCAAUUGAAGCAAUUCUUGCCCCUCUGGAAGCUGAGUUAAAGCUUGCUCGGCAAGAGAUCGCUAAGCUUCAAGAUGAUAAUAAAGCACUAGAUCGUCUGACUAAAUCGAAAGAAGCAGCUCUACUUGAAGCUGAGAGGACUGUUCAGGUUGCCUUGGCUAAAGCUUCUAUGGUGGAUGAUCUCCAAAAUAAGAACCAAGAAUUAAUGAAACAGAUAGAAAUUUGCCAGGAAGAAAACAAAAUUUUGGACAAAAUGCAUCGCCAAAAGGUUGCAGAGGUAGAGAAGCUUACCCAGACUGUUCGAGAGCUGGAAGAGGCUGUUCUUGCUGGUGGUGCAGCCGCAAAUGCAGUUAGGGAUUACCAGCGGAAAGUUCAGGAGAUGAAUGAGGAGCGGAAAACUCUUGAUCGAGAGCUGGCCCGUGCAAAGGUAACAGCUAAUAGAGUGGCUGUAGUUGUGGCAAACGAGUGGAAAGAUGCUAAUGACAAAGUGAUGCCUGUAAAGCAAUGGCUUGAAGAACGGAGGUUCUUGCAGGGAGAAAUGCAGCAACUUCGGGACAAGCUUGCUAUAGCAGAGCGAACAGCAAAGUCUGAAGCACAGCUGAAAGAGAAAUAUCACUUACGGCUCAAAGUUCUAGAAGAAAGUUUGAGAGGAUCUUCGAACAGUAGUCGCAGCACAUCAGAGGGAAGAUGCAUAAGCAAUGGGCCCUCUAGACGUCAAUCGCUCGGUGGUGCUGAGAACUUCUCAAAGCUUACUUCGAAUGGCUUUUUAUCCAAGAGAACACCAACCUCUGGAUUGAGAUCUUUGUCCUCUAGUACAAGUACAGUGUUGAAGCAUGCUAAAGGAACAUCUAAAUCAUUUGAUGGAGGCAUGCGAUCAUUAGACAGGGCUAAAGUGCUCUUAAACGGGGCUGGCACAAAUAAUUCAUUCAACCAGCCUUCUGAAGAAAUGAAGGAAGAUGAGACUCCUAACAGUGACAAACCUAAUGAGUUCCAGCCAGCUGAUAUAGAAGAUAGUGUUCCAGGGGUUUUAUAUGAUUUGCUGCAGAAGGAGGUUAUAGCUUUGAGGAAAACUGGUCAUGAAAAAGAUCAAAGCCUCAAAGAUAAGGAUGAUGCUAUUGAGAUGCUGGCAAAGAAGGUAGAAACAUUGACUAAGGCAAUGGAGGUUGAGGCUAAAAAGAUGAGAAGGGAAGUAGCUGCAAUGGAGAAGGAGGUUGCUGCCAUGCGCGUGGAGAAAGAACAUGAGAACAGGGCCAAACGAUUUGGUAACUCAAAGGGUCCUGUUAGCACCGCUCAGCUGCUUUCUGGAAGAAAUGCUGGUCGUGGUGGAUUAACCCGCAGCACUCAAUGACAACAAAAUUUCAAUAGCGACAGCCGGAGUAAAUUUGCAUAGAUCUCUUUGGUCCACUUUUAUUUUAAUUUUCUUUUAUUUCUUUCAUGAUUGAUUAUAAGAUUGUAACAUGCAUGCCGACGUCCAUUUUGAUCACUGAGUUUGGUGGAGAAAAGGAAUCAGGGAAAAAGAAGUGAUCAGAGGAAAAAUUCGGUAUGCCUUUGGCAUAGACUAUUAUUCCUCUGCUUAGACAUCAGUGAUAAAAGAUUAAGGAAUAUGUUGACAGUGCGCUAACCUUUUUGUCAGGUUUUAUUGAAUGGCCAGCGAUGGUGUUGUUGUAUAGGAAGUAGCCUAUUGGGUUUUCCGUGUUGUCUUACCUCUUCUUUUGCAGUUUAUAUAUGUAAUUUGCAGCUAGUGUGAUCUUUACCUUUCUUGCUUGUUAAUAUUCUUGUAAUCAAUCUUCCGUGGUUUGUGAUAUAAUUCCGGAUCAAUACAUUUAGUUUCAUCUU